Paramuricea clavata is the source of this 8940-nucleotide messenger RNA. Lineage: Eukaryota; Metazoa; Cnidaria; Anthozoa; Malacalcyonacea; Plexauridae. The record is from the annotation of a GenBank genome assembly.
AUGGCCAUGUUGCAAGACAGAAACGAAAAUAAAUACGUAUGUUUUUUUUUUAAAUGACGUUUGGAAAUAUACUAAUAUAUCAACAGAGAGACCAUCCGACAGACAGACAGACAGACAGACAGACAGACAGACAGACAGACAGACAGACAGACAGACAGACAGACAGACAGACAGACAGACAGACAGACAGACGGACGGACGGACGGACGGACGGACGGACGGACGGACGGACGGACGGACGGACGGACGGACUAUAACAGACAGACAGACAAACAGACUAUAACAGACAGACGGACAGACUAUAACCGACAGACAGACAGACUAUAACAGACAGACAGACAGACAAACAGACUAUAACAGACAGACUAUAACGACAGACUAUAACAGACAGACUACAACAGACAGACUAUAACAGACAGACUAUAACAGACAGACUAUAACAGAUUGACUAUAACAGACAGACUAUAACAGACAGGCUAUAACAGACAGACUAUAACAGACAGACUAACAGACAGACAGACAGACAGACAGACAGACAGACAGACAGACAGACAGACAGACAGACAGACAGACAGACAGACAGACAGACAGACAGACAGACAGACAGACAGACAGACAGACAGACAGACAGACAGACGAAACAGACAGACAGACAGACAGACAGACAGACAGACAGACAGACAGACAGACAGACAGACAGACAGACAGACAGACAGACAGACAGACAGACAGACAGACAGACAGACAGACAGACUAACGGACAGACAAACCAAAAGACCGACUUCUCCUUGUUUAUUUUCUACGUUAAGCUUUCCACCUUUCCACAGGAAUUCAGUCAAAAAUUCUCAGAAUUGGGUCUAAUUCUGGUAAUUAUCACAGGCCGUUGGCUUUUACCUCGUGGUGAAAUAACCAGAGAUCAACUUUCUGCGUUGUUGCUUACGUAUGUUGGUACGGCCGCUGAUAUUAUGGGUAAGAAGCACCAAGUAUUGUGCUACUGUCGUAUCACAUGGUUUCUUUUGUUCGAAUCUUUUAGAGGGGGUAGCCUGCGAACAGGCUCUCAAGCUGAAUUGAGAGCCUGCAUUGAUGACUAAUGAAUUUGAAUAUCUGCCCAGUAACGUUCGUUUUUCCUAAUAUGGAAUGUUCAUCCUUAUAUGGUGUUGUUUACAACUUUCGUGUAAACUAAAUUUAGACCGUGCAAACUAAAUUUAGACCGUACAGUUUAUAUUGUUUUUCGAAAUAUAAGAUAUCCAAGCAAAAGUUUAAACAUUUUAAAUAGUGUUUUCUCAAAACAGAACAUUUCAUGCUUUGAAGUCUUUGAGAUAAGAUGGCCAAGACCAAUUUGAUGACCUUUCAUAAGUUAAUGUGUUUUUUUUAUGCAUAGUGCUUAGCAUAGAGCUCAGCGGAAAAUAUAAAUUAUAGCAUCUGACCAAUGAGAAUUUCGCGUCAUGAUUUGAGACGCAGACAUGACGCAGAUAUUCAAAUUCAUUAGUCAUCGAUGCAGGCUCUCAAUUCAUCUUGAGAGCCUGUUCGCAGGCUAAGAGGGGGAUCGAAUCAUUAAAAGGGGGAAUCUUUAAUUUAAAGGGGGAAUCGUUAAAAGGGGAAUCUAGCUUUACGUGCGCGGUGUCAGAUUUUUUUUCCAUGUACAGCUCAUUUAUUUUAUUAUGAAGACCAAAUGACCAAUUUGCGUUUUUUCUGAACAAAUGUCCGACUAAGAACUAUCACGCAAUUGAAUAUUGUUGAAAAGCUGAAUAUUUAAAGUGAAAAGUUCUAAAAGCCGAGUUUGAGACGUAUAUACGGCAGUUUCUGUUUUCUUAGGGGUGUUUAUAUGCGCGCUACAGGAAGGGGUGGUCCCAGUGGGUGGUCCUCCUAGCUCUAGCGCUAUUUGAAAUCCUUAUUGAAAUACGUUUUCGACGCGGCCAGCCCUCCUAAAGGCUGAUUUCCACUGUUGCCUUUUUCGUACGCACGUACACGCACGUAAAACUUUGAAUCCUUCUAUUUUUUAAAUACUUUCAAUACUAUUUUUUGAAUACUAUUGAUAGUGUAACUUCUUUUUCAGUUUCUUGUUUUUAUGGUUUGUUCCCCAGAUAUUUCAAUUUGUUUUAUAUGUAAAUGAGUGUGAAUAUGUCCCCUAAUUUAUGACGUCACUUUGGUUGCAAGCUCAACUUACACUGGUUAUAAAUCUAUUAACUCCAAAAACUGUACAUAUCUGUUCGCGUUUUUCUCUAGUGUUUCAUCACUUUUACCAGUGAGUGAAGUUUGAAAUUAUUAUCUUCGAUGAUUGCAGUGAUAUUCGACCAUUUUGAAGAGCUUGCAACCAAAGUGACGUCAUAAAUUAGCGGAAUAUUUACACUCAUUUACAUAUCAAACAAAUGGAACUAUCUCGGGAACAAACAAUAGAAACAAGAAACUGAAAAAUAAGUUGCACUACAGCUUAACGAGUUCUUUCAUUUAAGAAAAUAAGAAAUUUCGUGUGAUAUGUACUUUAAAAGUGUUGUUUAUCAUUGAUUUUUAUCAUACAAUUGUACUCGAAAAGUAUAUUUUACACGAUAUCCGCGUUUUACCCGGUCAGGGGUCCGUCCGUCCGUAUCAGCGUUAACCCAGUCCGUCCGAAUCUGCCCUAAACCAGUUAAAACAUGAACAGCCGAUCUUUAUCUGAUAUUCAAAAAUCAUUUAAUAAUUCACGAGGAAAACACAAAGAAAAAUCAUAAGCGUGUCGUAUUAUAAUAUAUGAUAGUCAGAGAUUUCCCUUGAUUUACAUAAACUUUAACUUUGAUUUUUAGACUUACACAAUAUAAUUUUUGAAAAAUUGCGUUGCAUGGAUGGUAACAAUGGUCAAUCCAUUCUGACGAUACAUAAAUUUUAGUUUUCGACAGGCUAUUUGAAGUUGGUUAACUAUUUUAAAUGAUCCAGUGAAAGGUUAAACAAAACAGAAAAUUAUUACAUUCACCAAGCAACAGCCAAGAUACAAUCUAGGUGAUCCCCUAACCUUUUUGGCAAUUUUUACUCUUACAAAAGUGGUUAUUUAACUUAUUUUAAAACUAUAACGGUAAUGGGUCAGCGCCUAUUUUAUAUUAAUAAGUUUGUUCCUGGAUUUUAACAACAAGCUUGUUGUCUAGUGGUAAAAUUUACAGGCUGUGUUUCAAGUCCUACAGAAGCUAGAGAAAAUAAUUUUAAUUAUAAAAUGUAGAGAAAAUAGUAAAGUGAAUAAGUUGCGUUAGGCUUCCGAAAACGCGCAAGUGAUCUUGUGGUAAAGACUACAUGCUGCGUCAUUACGCCGUUAUUAAUUACACAAGCCAGAGAAAAAGGUUAUGGUGAAUAAGUUGCGGUAGCCUUCCAACAACGAACAAGUGGUCUAGUGGUAAACACUACAUGAUGUGUAAUGUACCUAUACCAUUGUGGUUCAAGUCCUACAAACGUCAUUUUGUGACUUGAAAUGUGUCGAAUAUUAUUUACACAAGCUAGAGAAAAAGGUUAUGGCGAAUAAGUUGCGCUAGCCUUCUAACAACGAACAAGUGGUCUAGUGGUAAACACUACAUGCUGUGUAAUUAUAAUGUACCUAUACCAUUGAGGUUCAAGUCCUACAAACGUCAAAUUGUGACUUGAAAUGUGUAGAAUAUUAAUUACACAAGCUAGAGAAAAAAGGUUAUGGUGAAUAAGUUGCGGUAGGCUUCCGACAACGAGCAAGUGGUCUAGUGUAAACACUACAUGCUGUGUAAUUUACCAUUGUGGUUCAAGUCCUAUCAAAAUCAUUUGGUGAAAAGUGUCGAAUAUAAAUUACACAAGCAGGAGAAAAAAGGUUACGGUGAAUAAGUUGCGUUACGCUUCCAACAACGAGCAAGUGGUCUAGUGGUAGCGAUAUCGGACUAUAAAAGCCAAUGUCGUGUAUCAGGAUCGGUUCGAGGACGAAUGAAAGAAUAAUAAAGAAGAAAGAUGCUAGAAGAAAGAAGAAGAAUACAAAAGAAAAUGGCGGCUGGGCAAAUGUUUGGAGAAGGUACUACCAUUGAAAUUAAUCUUUAGUAGUUACCAUGGUGUGGCGCAUGCGCGGUAGACUUAGAAUAUGACAACGUGCGGUGGGAAGGCGGCAGAGGAGGAGGAGGGAGGCCCCCGGGGAGGGGAGCCAGGAAAAAAUUUACUAAGUCUUUUUCCUUGACGCUUUGAACAAGAUACGUUAAGGUUUUUCCUCAUUUUUUUCGGGGAAACAGAACCCCCGAAUUUUCGUCUCACUCCGCAUACGGCCGGUCAGAUCGAUUACCUGAGCACAAAGUCUCAACCGGUCUUAGCCAGACUCGAUCUUUCCACCAUAGCACCCGAAGGCUUUGAGUGGUACCUCUAGACUACUAGGUCUAUUGGCGAAAGCUUAAUGUUUUCUAUCAUAGCUAAUCCUUUUUCCACUGACAAAGACCAAAAGGUCAUUGUCACGUCAGGAAACGAUCCUGACUUCACCGACAUGCGACACUUAGCCGAGACCACUAGACCAUUAUGGCUGUUGCUCCUUAGCUGGUACUUUUGAUUUUAUUUAAUCCUUUACUCUCUGAGGUGCACACAAAAUUGCAAGGUAUAUCAUGUCUCGCAAGGCAACAAAUCUCGCAAUAUUAUUGUUGCAACAACCAUUGCACGAAUUAGAAUUAGAUUCUACUUUUUGCAACGAUUGCGGCAACGCGUUUCUAAAAGCAUUACACAGUGUAACAUCUUGCAAAUAGUCUCGCAAUAUUUAUACACUGGAAUCGUCUUAACAUUGCGAGAUAACUUCCGAUACAAUUAAGUUGCUUAGUGUAACACAGCGAAAAGAAUAUUUUGCUCAGUAGGAUCGACCAUGGUUUCCAAGCAUACGACACUAUGUUGAGUCCAGAACACUAUCUUGACUGUUGGUUUAUCACCGGUACCUUUUUGUACAGCUGAAAAACCAACAGUCAAGAUAGUGUACUGGAUUAAACACCAGUAGACUGUCAAUCUGGCAUCAAACGCAAGCACUCGCGGUUUUCAAACUGUGAUCAUUGCAAGUUGCAUGGGAUAUGCUUGGUGUAACAACCCUUCGAGACAAGUUGCUUAGUGUAACAGCGAAAAGAAUGUUGAGCUCAGCAGGGGUCGAUAUAUGACUUCCAAGCAUACGACAUUGUGUUGAAUCCAGUACACUAUCUUGAUCAUUUCAGUGUAUAAAUAUUGCGAGAAUAGUUGCAAGAGGGAUGUUACACUCUGCAAUGCUUUUAAAAAUGCGUUACCGCAAACGUUGCAAAAAAUAGAAUCUGAUUCUAAUUGGUGCAAUGGUUGUUGCAACAAUAAUAUUGCGAGACUUGUUGCCUUGCGACGUAUGAUACAUCUUGCAAUUUUGCGUGCACCUCAGAGAGUAAAGGGCUAAAUAAAAUCAAUAGUACCAGCUAACGAGCAACAGCCACGACGGUCUAGUGGUCUCGGCUAGCUAAGUGUCGCAUGUCGGUGAAGUCAGGAUCGUUUCCUGCCAUGACAAGGACCUUUUGGUCUUUGGAAGGGGUACGAAUUAAUUUAUACGGUAGAGAAAAAGGAUUAGCUAUGCUAGAAAACAUUGAGCAUUCGCCAAUAGACCUAGUAGUCUAGAGGUACCACUCAAAGCCUUCGGGUGCUAUGAUGGAAGGAUCGAGUCCGGCUAAGACCGGUUGAGACUUCGUGCUCAGGUAAUCGAUCUGACCGGCACUAUGCGGAGUGAGACAAAAAUCGGGGGUUCUGUUUCCCCGAAAAAAAUGAGAGAAAAUCCUGAAGUAUCUUGCUCUAAGAGCAAAGCAAAAAGACUAUAAUUAGUAAAUUUUUCCCGGCCCCCCUCCCCUUCCCACACGCAAGCUGUCAUAUUCUAAGUCUACCGCGCAUGCGCCACAACAUGUUAACUACUAAAGAUUAAUUUCAAUCAUAGUAUCUUCUCCAAACAUUUGCACGGCCACCAUUCGCUUUUGUAUUCUUCUUCUUUCGUCCGCCAUCUUUUUUCUUUAUUAUUCUUUCAUUCGUCCUCGAACCGAUCCUGAUACACGACAUUGGCUUUUAUAGUCCGAUAUCGCUACCACUAGACCACUUGCUCGUUGUUGAUAGCCUACUGUAACUUAUUAUUCACUUUAACUUUUUUCCUAGCUUUAAUAUUCGACACAUUUCAAGUCACAAAAUGAUUUUCGUAGGACUUGAACCACAAUGGUAUAUUACACAGCAUGUAGUCUUUACCACUUGACCACUUGCUCGUUGUUGGAGGCCUACCGCAACAUAUUCACCAUAACCUUUUUCUCUGGCUUGUGUAAUUAAUAUUCGACACAUUUUAAGUCACAAAAUGACUUUUGUAGAACUUGAAACACAAUGGUAUAUUACACAGCAUGUAGUCUUUACCACUAGACCACUCGCUCGUUGUUUGAGGCCUACCGCAACAUAUUCACCAUAACCUUUUUCUCUAGCUUAUGUAAUUAAUAUUUGACACAUUUUAAGUCACAAAAUGACUUUUGUAGAACUUGAACCACAAUGGUACAUUACACAGCCUGUAGUAUUUACCACCAGACCACUUGCUCGUUGUAGGAAGUCAAACGCAACUUAUUCCCUUAUUUUUUCUCCAGCUUGUAUAAUUAAUAUUCGACACAUUUCAAGUCACAAAAUGACUUUUGUAGAGAUUGAACCACAAUGGUACAUUACACAGCCUGUAGUAUUUACCACCAGACCACUUGCUCGUUGUUGGAAGCCAAACGCAACUUAUUCACCUUAUUGUUUUGUAGUUUGGAAAUUAAAAUUCGACACAUUUCAAAUCGUAGAAUUACUUCUGUAGGACUUGAACCACAAUGGUACAUUACACAGCCUGUAUAGUCUUUACCACUAGACCACUUGCUCGUUCUCGGAAGCCAAACGCAACUUAUUCACCUUAUUUUUUUCUCGAGCUUGUAUAAUUAAUAUUCAACACAUUUCAAGUCACAAAAAGACUUUUGUAGAGCUUGAACCACAAUGGUACAUUACACAGCCUAUAGCAUUUAACACUAGACCACUUGUUCGUUGUACGAAGCCUAGCACAACUUAUUCACCUUAUGUUUUUCUCUACUUCUAUAAUUAACCAUUUUCGAAUCACAAAAUGACAUCUGUUGGACUUGAACCACAAUGUUACAUCACAUAGCCUGUAGACAUUACCACCAGACCACUUGCUCAUUGUUGGAAGCCAAACGCAACUUAUUCACCUUAUUUUUUUUCUAGCUUGUAUAAUUAAAAUUGUAAUCGUAAAAUUACUUCUGUAGGAGUUGAACCACAAUGGUACAUUACACAGCCUGUAGUCUUUACCACUGGACCACUUGCUCUUUGUUUGAAGCAGCCAUUUUAUUUUUGUUCUAGACGCAACUUUGAACUUCAAUGUUAACAAUUUACCUGAAGUGUAAUAAUUACAACAAAACUUUUUGUGAUUGAUUUGCACUGUCAUACUAAGUUUCAGGACUUUUACGAAUUUUGGAAAAAAACCCUUUUUAAAGCUCUGGGACUGGAUUUCUGGCGUUUUCUCGGCAAAUUCGCAAUUCGUAAAUUGACUGUAUUUAAAAAAGGUCAUAAUUUCACAAAAAUGAUUACUUUAUUACGCAAAUUUUAACUGAUAAUGUCAAAUUUUAACUGAAAUUUACCAGAUUUUUGCCUGAGUUUCACAGUUGGAUGUAACUACAAAUUAGACUCUUUAAUUAGUGACCGGUCAUAAAGUAUGUGUACUAGGGGGUGGAGGGUAUUCCAAAAUCUAGGAGAGGAUCGAAGUACUCCAGGAGUGAGACAGGCUAAUCAAUGAAAUGUAAAUUCUCGCGUGCAUGAUCGAUAGUGCGGUAAAAUCUCACGGUUUGCCGGUGAUCCAUGUAUUAGUUUAAAUUCUCACUAAAAACUCUCUUUUCUAGAAUUGUUUGAAGUGUUCGACGACAAGAAAGAGCUACGUCUAAACCAUGAUCUCUAUAUCGCUGUACUAUGUACAUAUACCUGGAGUGUGCUUCAGUUUGCAUUCGUCAGGACCGCCACUGCAGAGACUGUGGCAGACCAUGAUCCUUUGCACGAGACAAAAAAGGAAGUUAAAAAUAUGAGAGGAAGAUCGGUGAGUGUUGUUUUUUAUUUUCAAUUAAACACCAUGUAAAGUCCGUAAUGUCAACAAACGCUUUGUUUACAUUUUGAACUCAGUGCUACAGUUGUAAAAUAUGAUUAGAUAUAUAUUAUACUGAAUUUUUAACACUCUUCUGGUUCGCUAUGCUUGUAAAUGAAUACAGACUAGAGAUUCAAUUCAAGAAAGGUAAAAAGAUACGAAUUAAGUAUUAAUAAGAUUCCAACGGUCGGGUCCCGACCAUUGGAAUGUAAGCCUGCGCUGAACGUAUGCGCAGAACAGACUUUACAUGGUCAUUAAAGGUAUAUUGUGUGAUUAUUACAACAUAGCUACAAGUAUAGCAAAACAUUUCUUGGCUUCGUUGUGACAAGCAACAGGUAUAGAAAAUUCCAAAACAAUCACAAAACCCAGGAUGCUACUACAGGCUUAAACCUUUUCUAUUCCACUUUCUAUUGUAGGGAACUUUAAGCCAAACCGCGAGCAAAGAACACGAAAAUCCGAACAAGGUGUCCUUGAAUCGUUCCAUGCCAAAAUACCUUCACAAACUGGUGAAAAAAUCUCGAGCACACAACCAGAAAAGAUUGCUUAACGCCUACAGACUCGACUACCUAGACGACGAGGAAAUUCGAGCAAGAAAUAAAUUGAUCAUGAAAUUACGUGAGAUACGACUCAAGGAGCUACAGAAAGCAAAGAAAAGUCGUUUCCAUGGUGAUUUGUACAAUAUUCUCGUGGGAAUUUUCAUGAUGGAUGCACCGUUUCUUAUACUACGUUUGAUUAUGAUAUUUAAGUUCAGUGUUACAACAGACCUUCACUUGUUGUUCACAGGCAAGAAUGCAGUCGGGGUUAGCUUGCUUUUCUAUAGAUUGUGUAUUCUUACCUGCGCGUAUAAAUAG